UCAGGGCACAGCACGUGAGCGAUGAUCGCCGUCGACCUGCUCUUCCUGCUCGAGACAGUCAGCGCUGUUGAUAGCAGCACUCUGCCACUCCUUCCUGACCUCCAGCCCGCUCUUAUUCUUCCUCUACAGCAGCAGCCAGCGGGUGGUGAAGACCAGAAGGCAGAUCCGGGGCCCCUGAACCGAACCACGACGCAAAACUCAAUUUGUCGCGGUGCCUUUGCUUUUGCUUGGCCGCACCUCGUCUGCUCCGUCUACUCUUCUCCUCCCCGUCGCCUUCUUCUCCUCAAUUAUCAUCGUCGGCAGAUGCCACUGCUGCUCUAAUGCGACGCGUCUGGCUUAAAUACUUGCAGCUCGUCGCCGCGGCUGCUGCCUUUGUCUUCGCCCUCGCGGCGGUCGUGCGGAUCACGGGCCCUGACACCCUCUCGACACUGUCCACCACCCUCUCCUCCGCCAAAGCUGCCGCGACCUGCUCCGUGCCGCCUUCCUCCUCCUCCUCUUCUUCUGACUCACAAUCCUCCUCGGCCUCUUCUGCUUCCAGCUUCUACCCGGGCUCCGAAGACAUCCAUGUGCUCGUCAUGACCGGCGCGCAGACGCUGUACGAGCGCGUACCUCUGCACAUCGCCUCCUCCCUCUCCCACAUGCCAUCCUACGCCGUCUACUCCGACUCCCCCGGCACCAUCGCCGGCACUCCCGUCUACGACGCACUCGCCAAUCUCACAGACGCGACUGCGAAAUCCGCAGGUCUGAAAGUCUACCGCCGGCAAAAACACCUCCUGUCCGAGAACGCAAACGUCGACUUCACCGACAAGCGCGCGCAGAUCGAAAACGCAUGGGACCUCGACAAGUGGAAGCCGCUGCCGAUGGCGAUCGACGCGUACGGCAGGGUGCCGACCGCAAAGUGGUACGUCAUGAUGGACGACGACACCUACAUCAUCUGGCCGAACCUGAUCCGCUGGCUCAAGACAAUCAAGCCCACCGACGUGCUGUACAUGGGCGCCGCGGCCGUCAUCAACGGCGAGCCCUUUGCGCACGGCGGCUCGGGAGUCGUGUACUCGCACGCGCUCGCGGAGCGCGCGUUUGCAAACAACUACGACCUCGUGCACAAGCACGAGACCUUCACGGCCGAAAACUGCUGCGGCGAUCAUAUUUUUGCCCACGCGCUUUUGGGGCUCGACAUCAAAGUUAACUACGGGUCCGACUAUCCGUUUGUCAAAUCACGGUUGCAGGGCGAACCGCCCGCGCACGUCAGGCUGGACCGAGGCAGCUGGUGCGACGAGAUUGUGUCGUUCCACCGCGUGUCGCCGCGCGAGAUCGAGAACCUGGCUGAGUUUGAGAAGAAGUACGACUCUGCAAACACGCCGAUCCUGUACCGCGACGUCUACGCGCACUUUGUGAUGCCGUACGUGGUCCCCCACCGCCGCUGGAACUGGGACAACGGCGCCGACGACCGCAUGUUCACCUCGCACGACCCGGACAUCGACGAGGCCGCGUUCCAGUCCUACGAGGACUGCAAGGCGCGCUGCGAGGCGUGGGACGAGUGUCUGCAGUUCCGGUACCGGACCGAGCGCUGUGGUCUGGGCUCGCGACUGCGGCUGGGCGAGAUGGUCGACGGGGACGACGAUAACGAGGAGAACUCGUAUAGCUCGGAGUGGAUGGUCGAUCGGAUUCGGGAGAUGAGGAAAACGCAGAAAUGCGAAAAGGUGGGCGAUUGGGAGCGUGAAGAGGGCGUGUUUUUCAAAGGCAGAAAGUCGCCUUCAAUCGAAGUUAGUGAGCGGUGAUCGUUCGUUUCUCCUCUGCAGUUGUAUAUCUAUUUCAAUGCCGUUUUCUCUUCAUUUGUUGCUCGUACUGCGAUUUGUUAAUUCCACCAGUCUAGACGUCUUUUGUUCUUGUUCUGCUAUCCUUGUUUUGUAUUCCUUUGUUGUUUGCUCUGGACAGGUUUUUAGUUCUCUGUUGCAUUGACGAUGACGCAUUUUGGUUUCCUGUCUUCACCUUGUUUUUAUAAUGAUAAUAUUAUCUUCCUUCUAAUAACC
Messenger RNA from Myxozyma melibiosi, 2030 nucleotides. RefSeq lists its product as uncharacterized. The coding region runs from base 321 to 1778 and encodes 485 amino acids. Gene Ontology annotation, molecular function: N-acetylgalactosaminide beta-1,3-galactosyltransferase activity. The record is from RefSeq and is a predicted model, not a curated record. The transcript has a single exon. NCBI's taxonomy places the organism in Eukaryota, Fungi, Ascomycota, Lipomycetes, Lipomycetales, Lipomycetaceae. Gene Ontology annotation, cellular component: membrane.